This is a messenger RNA of Bipolaris sorokiniana ND90Pr, 1401 nucleotides long. RefSeq lists its product as uncharacterized. NCBI's taxonomy places the organism in Eukaryota, Fungi, Ascomycota, Dothideomycetes, Pleosporales, Pleosporaceae. The record is from RefSeq and is a predicted model, not a curated record. Bases 336 to 1073 code for a protein of 245 amino acids. The transcript has a single exon.
GAUGCCCCUGGUGUAUGCGCUUGUAUGUGAGCGCAGUGCGAGGUAACAGGAGAUGGUGAAUGGAUUGCCGGACAGAGGCGCGGUGUGUCGUGUGGUGUCGGGAUGGGUGGUGUCAGUGAGGAGACAGUGGAGUGGAGCUUGGACGCUGCGUUUUGCCGAUGUCUUGGCUGCCGUAAUCCCAGCCACUAGUAGCAACUUGGACCCUUUGCGUGGCUGGACAAGCUGGACAGGCUGUUUUGUUGAAGCGCGACAGGACUGUACCAACCCACGCCGAUUGAUAGCAAUCCAACUGCACCAUCUGCCACUGUAGACUCUGCAACUACCCCCGGCAAACAAUGGCCGACGCCCGAACUCUCUUGCGGCAACAACGUGCAGCACGCCAGCAGGCCCAGAAGCCCCAGAAGCAGUCUCCGGCACCCGCAGCAGCACCAACAGCGAAGAAGCGGAAGGCUCCUGAUCAGGGCGGAGAGGAAAAGAAGCGUACGCGAACCGAGGAGGAGGCGGGCGUUCCGGCCGGUUUCUUCGAUGCGGGCGCGACAAACGACGACAACGACAACGACAACGACCAAGUCGCGCCUGCCCUAGUAGAAGAGAGCCCAACAGUCGCAGACAUUCAACCUCCCAAGCCUCCCGCACCCGUAGACCCGCCGCUCGAUGCUGCGGCUCAAGCAGAGCUCGAUGCCUUCAUGACUGAAAUGAGCACAGAGAAGCCGACCCCACAGCCGGCCAAGUCCGCCUAUUCAGGUGCCGUCAUAGAAGCAGCACCCAUGACAGCUGCCCAGCUCGCUGCUCAAGUACGAGAAGAACAGAGUGAACAACGCGCCAAGAGGGACGAAGAAAUGGAGGGAGAGAAGGAAGAUGCUGCGCGGGCUCUCGAGGACGAGUUUGAAGAGAUGGAAGGACUCGAGGAGAGAGUUAAGAGGCUACGUGAGCAGAGAGAGGCGUUGCGGUCGGUGUCUGGACGGCCAGGCGAUGUACAAAACCAGGAGCCUGCAGCUCCUCAGAAUGAAGAAGAUGAGGAAAGCGAGUCGGAGGAUGAGGACUGGGACGACUGGCGGUUUCGCCCCGCCUAAGCGUUGUUGCUGCGUGUAGUCAGCAAAGUAUUUAGCGGUCAGCGCAUGUAUUAUAGUAUAGCAUACCACAUUGGCGAUACCCGGGGCAGGCGUUUACAAGCACUAAUCCAAUGACUUCUUUCUAACAGGGCAGCCCCUGUUAUGACCAAUCCACCCAUGAUUCAACAUGUGGAUCGCCCGGCAACCAAUUACUACUCAAAAUAUAGCACCCAUAGGCAGAUGGUAUAAAAGUAAUUCUGGUCACAUAGGAGGGGUGGUGGCAUGCGGUGCCAAGCCGAGCGUCAUUGUUAGGGCACACCAAACGCUUCAGGCACGAAUGAAACAGCCC